AUGCUCCUCUUGCUCAGUGUGGCCGCCCUUCUCUCUGCAGGCUUGUCUGGGGAGCUAAACCAGACCUCCGGGUUGGUGGCGGACAGCACUGAGUCGUGCUCAGCCUGCGAAUUCCGUGAGCACAGCAAGCAGAUGAGACUCUACAGCAUCAAGUCCCAGAUUCUCAGCAUCCUGCGGUUGGAACAAGCACCGAACAUUAGCAGGGACAUGAUCCAGCAGCUGCUCCCCAAAGCACCGCCUCUCACACAGCUCCUGGAUCAGUACGACCCUCGGGUGGAAGAUGAAGAGCACGCCACCACAGAAACCAUCAUCACCAUGGCAACCAAGUACUCCAUUGCAGAUGGAAGGUUGUCCUAUUGUCUGUUCAGCCUCAGUCCUAAAAUCCACACUGAGAAUAUCCUGAGUGCUCAGCUUUGGGUUCACCUACGGCCAGUCCACAUGGUCACAACAGUCUUCCUGCAGAUCUCUCGACUCAAACCUGGCAGGGAGGGAAACAACACCCGGGUCAGGGUGCGCUCUUUGAAGGUGGACACAGGUGUUGGCGCAGGCUCCUGGCAGAGUAUGGACAUCAAGUCUCUGCUUCAGGCAUGGCUGCGACAGCCGGACACUAACUACGGUAUCGACAUCAAUGCUUUUGACCCUCAAGGAGAAGACCUGGCGGUCACGUCUGCAGAACCUGGAGAGGAAGGCCUGCAACCGUUCAUUGAAGUCAAGAUCCUGGACAGUCCAAAGAGAUCCCGACGUGAUUCAGGUCUGAACUGCGACGAGGAGUCAGCUGAGACACGCUGCUGCCGUUACCCGCUCACCGUCGACUUUGAGGAGUUUGGCUGGGACUGGAUCAUCGCACCCAAACGCUAUCGGGCUAAUUACUGCUCAGGAGAGUGUGAAUUCUUGCAUUUACAGCAGUACCCGCACGCACACCUGGUAAACAAGGCAAACCCACGUGGCUCGGCAGGACCCUGCUGCACGCCCACCAAGAUGUCACCCAUUAACAUGCUCUACUUCAACCGGAAGGAGCAGAUCAUCUACGGAAAGAUCCCAUCCAUGGUGGUGGAUCACUGCGGCUGUUCCUGA
Molecule: messenger RNA, 1074 nt
Organism: Nerophis lumbriciformis (worm pipefish)
Lineage: Eukaryota; Metazoa; Chordata; Actinopteri; Syngnathiformes; Syngnathidae
Source: RefSeq, a predicted model, not a curated record